This is a messenger RNA of Cajanus cajan (pigeon pea), 888 nucleotides long. Lineage: Eukaryota; Viridiplantae; Streptophyta; Magnoliopsida; Fabales; Fabaceae. The record is from RefSeq and is a predicted model, not a curated record.
AUGGUGCCAGAGGUCUAUGUGCCUGCGCAUGGUGGGAAUUACACUUUUGUAGCAGCAGGGUUUAGGCAUGCCUGCGCCAUCUCUUUUGAUGGUAGCUUGCAUUGUUGGGGAGACAUGGAGGGUGAAAUACCACAAGGGAGAUUCUUUUCUUUGGCGUUGGGAGAGAACCGAAGCUGUGCCCUUGGGUAUGACAGAAGAGUUCUAUGUUGGGGGUCCAAUAAUUUCAUCAUGCCACCCAGAUUGCAAGACACUUUCUUUGAAUCAAUUGUGGCAAAGAGAAGUGUUUUCUGUGGUGUUGUGUCUUCUAACAAUUCCUUGCUUUGUUGGGGUUCCGAAUUUUUUGAGUCAAACGCGAAGGUGUUUGACGAUGUCCUUCCAGGGCCUUGUAGGAGCCAGUGUCCGUGUGGGCCCUUGCUAAAUUCAGCCAAACUAUGUCCCUCUCCUGACAUCAUUUGCCAACCCUGUUCCCCCCAAGUGGCUCAAUCUCCACCACAACCACCAAAUAAUAACACAGGUUGGAGCAGAAAAAUGGUGGCAUUUCUGGUGGUUGGAUGUGUUGGUUGCAGUUCCCUAUUGCUAGUCAUGGCUUUCUUCCUUUACAGAUACUGCAACUCCAACCGCAGAGCAAGCCGUGUCCAUGAUUCUGACAGGUUGGAUGGGUCUCAACCUGUAUCUCGUGUUCUUCAGAAGCGUUUGAGCCAUGUGAUCAGCAUGGGAAAUGGAAGCCCUUUGGAGGAGUUUUCUCUAGAGACACUGCUCCAAGUCACCGACAAUUUCUCUGAGGACAAGAGAAUCGGAAUUGGCAGCUUCGGUUCAGUGUAUUACGCAACUUUAGAGGAUGGAAAAGAGGUUGCUAUAAAAAGAGCGGAAGCCUCAUCCUCCUCCUAC